AUGGCGCGUCGGGCUUCCAGAUCCUCCUCGGCUCUCCAGUGGACCACAAUUUUCUACCUCCUCCUGAUCUUCGUCUGUCCCUUAGCAUUCAUCGGCACAGUUCAUGCUCAAGAUCAAGCACCUUUAAACGAUUCAGAUGCCAACUAUGGCAAGGUCAUCGGUAUCGACCUGGGGACCACUUACUCCUGCGUCGGUGUGAUGCAGAAUGGAAAAGUCGAAAUCAUUGUCAACGAUCAAGGAAAUCGAAUUACUCCGUCUUACGUGGCCUUUACCGACGAGGAGCGGUUAGUGGGUGAUGCGGCAAAGAAUCAGUACGCUUCGAAUCCGUCCAGAACCAUAUUUGACAUCAAGCGUUUAAUCGGUCGCAAAUACUCCGACAAAGAAGUCCAGCGAGAUGCAAAGCACUUUCCCUUCAAAGUCGUCAAUAAAGAUGACAAGCCCGUAGUUAAUGUCGAGGUCUCGGGCUCCCCCAAGACCUUCACUCCCGAAGAAAUUUCGGCCAUGGUUUUGGGCAAGAUGAAGGAGGUCGCAGAGGCAUACCUGGGCGAGAAAGUCACCCACGCAGUGGUCACGGUUCCGGCAUACUUCAACGACAACCAGAGACAGGCGACCAAAGACGCUGGUACCAUUGCUGGUUUGACUGUUCUCCGAGUGGUCAAUGAACCCACUGCCGCCGCAAUCGCCUACGGUUUGGACAAGAAGGGAAAAGAGAGCCAGAUCAUCGUCUACGAUCUUGGUGGUGGUACAUUCGAUGUCUCACUCCUCUCGAUUGAAGAUGGUGUUUUCGAGGUCUUGGCGACCGCUGGUGAUACUCAUCUGGGUGGGGAGGAUUUUGAUCAGCGCGUCAUUGACCACUUCGUCCAGCUUUACAACAAGAAGAACAACGUGGACAUUCGAAAAGACCUCAAGACCAUGGGCAAGCUCAAGCGAGAAGUCGAGCGAGCUAAGCGAACCCUCUCCUCGCAAAUGUCCACCCGGAUCGAAAUCGAAGCCUUCCAUGAAGGAAAAGACUUUUCGGAAACUUUGACUCGGGCCAAAUUCGAGGAACUCAACAUGGACCUGUUCAAGAAGACCCUCAAACCGGUUGAGCAAGUAUUGAAAGAUGCCAAGGUCAAGAAGGGCGAUAUCGACGAUAUUGUUCUCAUUGGUGGUUCCACUCGUAUCCCGAAGAUUCAAUCCAUGAUCGAAGAGUACUUUGGCAAGAAGGCUAGCAAGAAUAUCAAUCCCGACGAAGCUGUCGCCUAUGGCGCCGCCGUUCAAGGUGGUGUGCUGUCUGGGCAGGCGGGCACGGAGGACAUUGUCCUGAUGGACGUCAACCCUCUCACUCUCGGAAUUGAGACCACCGGAGGCGUCAUGACCAAACUGAUUCCCAGAAACACGGUCGUCCCCACAAAGAAGUCUCAGAUCUUCUCGACCGCGGCGGACAAUCAACCCGUCGUCUUGAUCCAAGUUUUUGAAGGUGAACGACCCCUGACCAAGGACAACAACCUACUCGGUAAAUUCGAACUGACGGGCAUUCCUCCCGCUCCUCGCGGUGUUCCGCAAAUCGAGGUUUCUUUCGAACUCGACGCCAACGGCAUUCUGAAGGUCUCGGCCGGUGACAAGGGAACUGGAAAGUCCGAAUCGAUCACCAUUACCAACGAUAAAGGUCGGCUGUCGCCGGACGAGAUCGAACGGAUGGUUGCGGAAGCCGAACAAUACGCCGAAGAAGACAAAUUGAUCAAAGAAAAGAUUGAAGCUAGAAAUAAAUUGGAGUCAUAUGCCGCCAACCUCAAGAACCAGGUAAACGAUGAAGAUGGCCUCGGUUCCAAGAUCGACGAAGAUGAAAAGGAGACGCUCUUGGAAGCCAUCAAAGAAGCACAGGAUUGGCUGAGCGACAACGCCAACACCGCGGAGAAGGAUGACUUUGAGGAACAAUUCGACAAGCUGUCCAACGUUGCCUAUCCGAUCUCCAGCAAACUGUACAGUGGUGGUGCAGGAGGAAUGCCAGACUACGGAGAUGAUGAUGACGAACCAUUAGGCCAUGAUGAGCUGUGA
Messenger RNA from Rhinocladiella mackenziei CBS 650.93, 2037 nucleotides. RefSeq names its product chaperone DnaK. The record is from RefSeq and is a predicted model, not a curated record. Gene Ontology annotation, cellular component: endoplasmic reticulum lumen; endoplasmic reticulum chaperone complex; nucleus. The transcript has 2 exons. Gene Ontology annotation, biological process: endoplasmic reticulum unfolded protein response; protein refolding; cellular response to unfolded protein. NCBI's taxonomy places the organism in Eukaryota, Fungi, Ascomycota, Eurotiomycetes, Chaetothyriales, Herpotrichiellaceae. Gene Ontology annotation, molecular function: heat shock protein binding; ATP binding; misfolded protein binding. The coding region runs from base 1 to 2037 and encodes 678 amino acids.